Dendronephthya gigantea is the source of this 5032-nucleotide messenger RNA. Its product is annotated as multidrug resistance-associated protein 4-like. Gene Ontology annotation, molecular function: ABC-type transporter activity; ATP hydrolysis activity; ATP binding. The transcript has 29 exons. The coding region runs from base 258 to 4709 and encodes 1483 amino acids. The record is from RefSeq and is a predicted model, not a curated record. Gene Ontology annotation, cellular component: membrane. Lineage: Eukaryota; Metazoa; Cnidaria; Anthozoa; Malacalcyonacea; Nephtheidae. Gene Ontology annotation, biological process: transmembrane transport.
UUAAACUUUUACGUGCGUAUACGUACACACAAAAAACGCGACAGAGGAACUCCUACAAACUGGCCCCACCCAAAGCUUGCUCGCUGAAAAUCAAGCCGGGUAUAAAAUUCGUAUUGUGGAAUAAUGAUCCGGUAGUUGGGGAUCUCGAUCGGUAAACUGAUAGCCAUGAAAGACAAGGAGAUAAUAUUUGUCUGCAAUUUGUGGUGUUUGCUCAGAGAUUCCAUUCUAAUUACUUAUGCUUUUUUCUUUUUCAUCCCAUGAGUUUCCUAACAUCUCAUGUGCCUCGAUCGCUGAUGGAGCAGCAAGAAAGCUCGCAGCCUUUGAACAACCCGGCUCGUGUUGCCAAUGUACUAUCGCGGCAACUCACGCAAGGGUGGUUAAAUAACCUGUUUAAAAAAGGCAGUAAAGGUGCACUGGAUGAUAACGACAUAUAUGAUGUACUCCCUGAGGAUGCUACGCUGGGACUUGCAGAUGAGUUGGAAAGACAUUGGAUCAAAGAAAAAAUGACGAAAGAAAAACCUAGCCUCUUCACCCCGUUUGCAAAAUUCCUUGGCUUCAGCUAUUUGUCAAAUGUUAUAUACAUGUUUUUGAAGGAAGGGUUUCGUCUCGUUCAACCUAUAUACAUUGGGAAACUAGUUGCUUAUUUCACGGUUGGUUCUGAUGAAGAAAAAUGGAACGCCUACCUCUACGCCGGCAUUAUAAUAGCGUGUGCUCUAGGUGAAGCUAUAGUACACCAUCCUAUGUUCCUUGGCGUAAUGAGAGCUGGUAUGCAUUUGAGAAUUGCUACCGCUGCUCUGAUUUACCGGAAGGCAUUGAAAAUGAAUCAUUCUUCGCUAAGCGAAACCACUACGGGAAAGAUUGUAAAUUUGAUAACGAACGACGUGCAAAAAUUGGACCAGGUUGCAUUUUUCCUUCUCUAUUUAAUUGUUGCUCCAUUCAUCAUUGCUGCAACGUCGUAUUUAUGUUGGAGGGAGAUGGGGAUAUCUUUUCUACCUGGUCUCGUCUUGCUCUUGCUGCUGGUGCCUUUUCAAGCCUGGAUUGGACGGUUCUUCGCCACUUUAAAGAUGAAAAGUGCUGCAUUUACCGACGAAAGGAUUGGAGUCAUGAAUGAAGUGAUCUGUGCAAUGAGAAUUAUAAAGAUGUACACUUGGGAGGAUUCCUUUGAUGAACUGGUCAGCAAAGUGAGAAUGAAAGAAAGCGAUAAGAUCAAAAGAACAUCGAGAUUUCGUGCAUUAAAUGCAUCAAUAUUCAUCAUCGCUAUCCCAAUCAUGACUCUUGCUAUGUUCGUUACUUACGUACUUACUGGUAAUAUUCUGACCUCUGAGAAAGUCUUUACAGUCAUAGGAAUAUUUAUGUCAGCAAGAGUGGUAAUGACAAUAUUUGUUCCAAGCAGUAUCAUGUUCUUGAAGGAGGGAGGAGUUUGCAUGAAACGCAUACAGGAGUUCCUGUUAAUAGACGAAGGCGUUGUACCGAUGUUGGAUGAAACGCGGAAAAAUCCAAGAGACGUUAUUGUGAAUCGUAUCAAUGCAUCAUGGGACAAAGAUCGCGACGAAACUUUGAAGGAAAUCAGCUUUAAAGUUUCACCAGGCGAACUUCUUAUGGUGAUUGGACCAGUUGGUAGCGGAAAGUCUUCUCUACUGAUGGCCCUUCUUUACGAGCUACCGCUGACAAGUGGAGAGGUACAUAUGAGCCGUAACAUUGCGUACGUAUCGCAAUCAGCAUGGGUCUUCUCUGGAACAUUGAAAGAGAAUGUUUUGUUUGGACAAACAUAUGACAGAGAAAAAUACCACAAAGUUAUAAAAGCCUGCGCUUUAGAUAAGGAUAUCAAAGAUUUUCAUAAAGGUGACCAGACAUUAAUCGGUGAACGUGGGGUGACAUUAAGUGGUGGACAACGAGCUCGCGUGAACCUGGCAAGGGCUUUAUAUUACGACGCUGAUGUUUAUUUAAUGGAUGAUCCUCUUAGCGCUGUUGAUUCGAUCGUUGGUAAACAUAUAUUCGAUGAAUGUAUUCGCGGUCUGUUAAAAUCCAAAGUUUGUAUUCUUGUGUCUCACCAGCUUCAAUAUUUGAAAGACUCAAAUUCCAUUCUAUGUUUGCAAGAGGGUAAGGUGGUCGGCUACGGUAAUCUUGAGUAUCUUAUUCAAAUUGGUUUGGACAUCGUCUCGCUGGUUCAACCGGAGGAAGUUAAGGAAGGUCUUGUAGACACGGAUGAAGUAGUACUUAAUGAAAAGACUGACAAGCGACCAACAUCGUUGUUAUUUAAACAGAAACUUGACCUACAAAGAUCAUUAAGCACGCCGCCCCAUGAAAGAAUCAGCAACAGACAGUUACUUGAUAUGUAUAUAAGUAGAAGUAAAAAGAAAUGCCCACACAGACAGUCUUGGCAUCCGGUUGCUAUAGGAUCCUUCACUCCUCAAAGCAACCGGCGUUGUCAUAAUAUGAACGACACAAGGUCUAUGUAUAUCAUGACUGGCGGUCGUGAUUCAGUACUCAUGGCAGGCGACUCGAUGUUAAACCUCGAGACUUGUUCCAACCAUGGAAGUAAUCUAACUUUACAUAGUAUUGGCCAAGCAAAUUUUUCAGCUCAGCUACUGCACACGGUAUUUCCAAGAAGAACACGGAGUUCCUCUUUGGCUUCUGUGGCUUCAGCCAGUGUCCUCGAUUUGGAAUUGAGUCAAGUACACAGAGAUAAAAAUGAGGGAGAAAAAGAAGAAGAAAGAUCUAAAGGAAGUGUGUCGUGGAGAGUUUAUAAAGAUUAUGUUUUGGCCGGGACAAGCGCUUUCAUGGCAGUUUUGGCAUUUGCAAUAUUUCUACUUGGUCAGGCAUGCGUACUUGUAUCGGAUUGGUGGCUGGCAAGAUGGGCUGACAGAGAAACAAUACAUGCUCGAGAAAACAGCUCUGAGGAUGUCAUAGAUUCAGAGAGAACUCGAAAUAUCAGCGUCUAUGUCGGAUUGGUCGCUGGUUGCAUCAUAUUGUCCUUAACCAGAGCACUACUGUUCUUUUAUAUUCUUAUCAACGCAUCACAACAUCUUCAUAAUAGAAUGUUCGCUGCUAUACUCCGGGCUCCGAUUUAUUUCUUCGAUUCAAAUCCAGUUGGUCGGAUACUUAAUCGUUUUUCGAAGGACAUUGGCUUUAUGGAUGAUCUACUUCCCGCAACAUUCUACGAAGCAACACAGCUGGUUGUCUUAGCUGUUGCUAUUAUUCUGCUGAGUGUUACUUCACAGCCAUACUUGUUGAUUGGUGCUAUACCUGUUGUUAUAAUAUUCGUCUGGUUACGUCAGUAUUAUGUUAAAACAGCGAGAGAAAUCAAGAGAAUUGAAUCUCUAAAUCGCAGUCCAAUAUACUCGCACGUAUCAGCCACAUUACAAGGAUUAUGUACUAUCCGAGCUUUACAUACACAACCACAUUUCCUGAGAAAAUACAACAAAUAUCAAGAUCGCCACACCUCUGCGUGGUUCUUAAUCUUAACUGGGGUUCGAUGGCUUGGGUUUCGACUUGACAUGUUAUGUUUCGUCUUUUUCGCCAUUGUUGUGUUCGCACCAUUGGCAGCGGAAGAAGUUGGGAUGAGUGUAAGUGCGACACUGGUGGGCUUGGCUCUGCUUUAUACGAAACAAUUGUUUGGGAUGUUCCAAUUUUGUGUUAGACAAACCGCAGAGGUCGAAAAUCAGAUGGUCUCUGUUGAGCGUGUACUCGAAUACUGUGAUUUGGAACCAGAAUCAGAGUUGGAAGUUAAGGAAAGCAAGCCAUCUAAAGAAUGGCCACAAUAUGGAAUUAUUUCUGGAGAGAAACUGUGUUUUUCUUAUCACUCAACACUCCCUCGCGUUUUAAAUGAUCUAUAUUUUUGUAUAAGAUCCAAGGAGAAGGUUGGGAUUGUAGGCCGAACAGGAGCUGGUAAAUCGUCAUUAAUCUCCGCAUUUUUUCGCCUGGCCGAACCUAAUGGUGUAAUAAGAAUUGACGGAGUGUCUAUAACAGAAAUGGGUCUUAGAGAUCUUCGUAGUAAACUGUCAAUAAUACCUCAGGAUCCCAUAAUAUUUGCUGGUAGUGUAAAGAAGAAUUUGGAUCCAUUCGGUGAACAUUCUGAUAUAGAGAUCUGGGACGCCUUGGAACAGGUCCAAAUGAAAGAAGUCGUUGAAAAUCUUCCUGACAGAUUGGAUUCUUUACUAUCUGAAUCUGGCAGUAACCUUAGCGUUGGUCAGCGUCAAUUAAUUUGCCUGGCGCGAGCUCUGCUAAAACGUAACAGAAUAUUGAUUAUUGAUGAAGCAACAGCUAAUGUUGAUCAUAAGACGGACAGUUUAAUUCAGGAAACUCUGAGAAAUAAGUUUAAAGAUUGCACAGUUCUAACGAUUGCUCACCGUCUCAAUACUAUUAUGGAUUCAGAAAGAGUCAUGGUAUUGCACGAAGGUCGAUUAGUAGAAUUCGACGAACCAUAUGAAUUACUUCAAAAGUCUUCAUCCAGAUUCUCUGAACUAGUGCAGGAGGUUGGUGGGACAAGUUCUGAGAAACUCUUAGAAAUGGCGCGAAAAGCACAUCAAGGACGAUUGAGAAAGAAAGACAGUGUGAAUGGUUCACACCCUCAGCAUGUACAAAAUAACUCUAAGCGUAAUUCUGAAGACAGAAACAGAGAAAUGCCUAAUGGUGUAACGGACAAUCAUAUUACGUGUAAAGCUAAUGGAACUGUUGGAUCCACCGAAAAACAAGAAAGCAGCUGCUAACGCAUGUGCAUGUCUUGUACAGAGGGAGGUUAAAGAGGUCAGUGAUAUGCAGCCGUAGAAAAGAGAGCCCACGGUAUAACUGAGUAAACCUCGCCUAUCACACUGCCCCUAGUGGGGGAGGAGGGGUGUGUGUUUUGUGCAUGCGAAGGGACAAAUUAAAGGCAUCAAGUAUAUGAAAGAUUAGACGUAUGUAUGUAUGUGUGUUAACAUAUUUCUUUCCUUUGCAACAAAGGAUUCGUCUGACUAAUCCCAGAACAUAUAUUAGAUAUAUCGAGAGAUAUAUAAUAACCCAAUUAAGUCAAAUAUAUCUAAUAUAUACUGUA